AUGAUUUACCCAACUUCUUCUCGUUUAAAUUCCUUCUUUCUUUCGCAGGUUGCCCAUUCAUACUUUCUUUUUUCUUUCUUUCUUGCUUUCUUUCUUAAUAAAUUCUUUCCUUUUUCUUUCUUUUGUAUCUACUCUUUCUUUCUCUCUUUUUUCUUUCAGUUUAUCCAUUUUUCUUUCUUCCGUAGAUAUAUUCAUUCUUUCUUUCUUUUUUACUUUGUUUCUCUUUCUUUUUUCUUUCUUUCUUUCUUUCUUUCUUUCUUUUUUUCUCAGUUUCUCCUUUCUUUCUUUCUUAGUUUAUUCAUUCUUUCUUUCUCAGUUUUCAGUUUCCGCCUUCUUUCUUUUUCUUUCCUUCCCAGUUCUCGGUUUCUCCCUUCUUUCUUUCUUUCUUUCUUUCUUUCUUUCUUUCUUUCUUUCUUUCUGUCUGUGUGUCUGUCUGUCUUUAUUUAUUUCUCAAUUUGUCGGUUUAUCCGUUUUUUCUCUCUCUCUCUCUCUCUCUCUUUUCUCUUCUUUCUCUCUCACUUCUCCCGCAAAUUCUUAAUUCAUCCGUUCUUUACUCUUUCUUUCUUCUGCAAUUUCUCAAGUCAUCAGUUAUUUCCCCCCUCUCUCUCUCUCUCUCUCUCUCUCUCUCUCUCUCACUUUCUUCCUCCUCUUUUUAAUUUUUUUUCUUUCUUCGUCAAUUUCUCAUUUUUCUUUCUUUCUUUCUUUCUUUCUUUCUUUCAAAUUCUUCUUUUUGCCUCUUCUCCCUUGUCAUCUUUUCUACAUGAUUUUAAUUUUCACUCUGGUUCUUUUAUUUUUCGUUCUUCUUUCACUAUGUUUUGGUCUUUUCUUGCAACUUUCGUUCUUCUUUCACUAUGUUUUGGUCUUUUCUUGCAACUUUCUCCUUGA
Molecule: messenger RNA, 885 nt
Organism: Acanthosepion pharaonis
Lineage: Eukaryota; Metazoa; Mollusca; Cephalopoda; Sepiida; Sepiidae
Source: the annotation of a GenBank genome assembly